Molecule: messenger RNA, 4352 nt
Organism: Apodemus sylvaticus (European woodmouse)
Lineage: Eukaryota; Metazoa; Chordata; Mammalia; Rodentia; Muridae
Gene: Slc28a3
Product: solute carrier family 28 member 3
Exons: 18
Coding region: 50-2158 (702 amino acids)
Biological process (GO): pyrimidine nucleoside transport; purine nucleoside transmembrane transport
Cellular component (GO): membrane
Molecular function (GO): pyrimidine- and adenosine-specific:sodium symporter activity; purine-specific nucleoside:sodium symporter activity
Source: RefSeq, a predicted model, not a curated record
UGGCCCUGUGACAUAGCAGAGGUGGCGUUUGCUCUCUCUCGGGCAGAGGAUGUCCAGGUCAGACCCGGGAAAGAAUUCGGAGCCCAGUGCGAGCAAGCUGAGCCUGGAGCUGAGGCCAGCGGCCCCCAGCGACCAGGGCCGCAGCAACGAAGCCUUCCAGGAUGAAGACCUUGAACAGCAGAACACUCCAGGAAACAGCGCAGUCAGGAGCAGAAUUGUACAAAGUGGGGAACAAGGAUUUGCCAAACAGGAAGACAGGCAGAUCACAAUUGAACAGGAGCCUCCAGGAAACAAAGAUGUGGAGGAAGACAGUGAAGAUGGACAUCAGAAAGGGUUCUUGGAAAGGAAGUAUGAUACAGUUUGCGAGUUUUAUAGAAAGCACAGAGUUGUUCUCCGGCGCACCAUCUGGGCUGUUUUACUGACCGGUUUCCUGGCCCUGGUGAUUGCAGCCUGUGUGAUAAACUUCCACAGAGCCCUUCCUCUUUUUGUGAUCACCUUGGUGGCCAUCUUCUUUGUCGUCUGGGAUCACUUGAUGGCCAAAUAUGAGCAGCGAAUAAAUGACUUCCUGUCUCCCAUCAGAAGGCUUCUUGACAGCCAUUGGUUCUGGCUGAAAUGGGUCAUCUGGAGUUCAUUGAUCCUGGCCAUUAUUCUCUGGUUGGCUCUUGACACGGCCAAACUGGGCCAGCAGCAGUUGGUAUCCUUUGGCGGGCUUGUCAUGUACAUUGUCCUGUUGUUUCUGUUUUCCAAACAUCCGACCAGAGUUUACUGGAGGCCUGUCUUUUGGGGAAUUGGACUACAGUUUCUUCUUGGGCUCUUAAUUAUAAGGACUAGGCCUGGAUUUGUUGCUUUUGAUUGGAUGGGGAGACAAGUUCAGACAUUUCUGGGGUACACUGAUGCUGGAGCUAUGUUUGUCUUCGGGGAAAAGUAUACAGACCACUUCUUUGCAUUUAAGAUCCUGCCCAUCGUGGUUUUCUUCAGCACCGUGAUGUCCAUGCUUUACUAUCUGGGACUGAUGCAGUGGAUCAUCAGAAAGGUCGGGUGGCUGAUGCUUGUCACUAUGGGGUCAUCUCCCAUUGAGUCCGUAGUUGCUGCUGGCAAUAUAUUUAUUGGGCAAACAGAGUCUCCACUACUGGUCCAACCCUAUCUACCACAUGUCACCAAGUCAGAACUCCACACCAUCAUGACAGCUGGUUUUGCCACAAUUGCUGGGAGUGUACUGGGCGCGUACAUCUCUUUUGGGGUGUCAUCCACACACUUGCUAACCGCCUCGGUCAUGUCCGCGCCCGCAGCCCUGGCUGUGUCCAAACUCUUUUGGCCUGAAACAGAGAAACCCAAAAUAACCCUCAAGAAUGCCAUGAAAAUGGAAAAUGGUGAUUCCCGGAAUCUCCUGGAGGCAGCCUCGCAGGGCGCGUCCUCGUCCAUCCCCCUGGUGGCAAACAUCGCUGCGAAUCUGAUCGCCUUCCUGGCCUUGCUCUCCUUUGUGAACUCUGCCCUGUCCUGGUUUGGAAGCAUGUUCAACUACCCAGAGCUGAGUUUUGAGCUCAUCUGCUCCUACAUCUUCAUGCCUCUCUCGUUCAUGAUGGGAGUCGACUGGCAAGACAGCUUUAUGGUCGCCAAACUCAUAGGCUACAAGACAUUCUUCAAUGAAUUUGUGGCUUAUGAUCACCUCUCAAAAUUAAUCAAUUUGAGGAAAGCGGCUGGACCUAAAUUUGUGAAUGGCGUGCAGCAAUAUAUGUCAAUUCGCUCUGAGACCAUUGCAACCUACGCCCUCUGUGGUUUUGCCAAUUUUGGUUCCCUGGGAAUAGUGAUCGGCGGACUUACAUCCAUAGCUCCAUCCAGAAAGCGAGACAUUGCCUCUGGAGCCAUGAGAGCCCUGAUUGCUGGCACCAUCGCCUGUUUCAUGACAGCCUGCAUCGCAGGCAUCCUCUCCGACACCCCGGUGGAUAUCAACUGCCAUCGCGUUCUAGAGACCCGCACCGUGCUCGGCAACACCACCGAAGUGCUGACUUGUUGCCAAAAUCUCUUCAACAGCACUGUUGCCAAGGGACCAAAUGACAUCAUCCCAGGAGGAAACUUCAGCCUCUAUGCUUUGAAGAGCUGCUGCAACCUGCUGAAACCAUCGACGCUGAACUGCGAUUGGAUCCCUAAUAUUCAGUGAUCUCAGACACGUGUCCAGUGGGAUUCUGUGUGCGGAUGCGGGAUUUCCUGCUCCGGAGGGAAUAGAUAACUCCUUCGUGGACUCAGACUUAAUGGCAAAGGAGGAACAAAGUCAGGAGUGAAUCCUCCUGAGCUAAAACAUCUCCUUUCUCUCCUUAACCCACCCUCUCUGCGUGGAGAGCUCCUAGGAUGAAGUCCCAAGCUGAGGUGUGAUCCUAAGCCCCAAGAUAUUUUCUGACUUUAUAUUUUUAAGGGAUUUCAGGAAAAAAUAUAUGUGUGUGGAUAUACACACACACACACACACACAUAUAUAUAUACAUAUGUCUGUGUGUAUAUAUGCACAUAUACAUACAUAUAUAUUAUUUUAUAUAUUCAUAUAUAUAUAAUGUACCAUAUAUAUAUGGUAGUUCCCAGCAACUGGGAUAGAUAGAUAGACAGACAGACAGACAGACAGAUAGAUAGAUUGUUGUGUUUGUGUGUGCGGGUGUGUGUGUAUGUGUGUGUGUGGGGGGGGAUAGCUCCCAAUAGCUGGGCUCAGCUGUCCCCUCAUGACGUUUCAAGUAUACCACAGCACUGUGAUUUAAACACAUCUCAGGCAAGGUCAUCCCACCCUCACUCAAGGUCAUCUGAAAUAUCUUCAGCUUGAAUCUCAUGUGAAGGAGGGCUAUUCUGCAAUGACCCAUUCAGUGGCUACACUCCAGAAGUUUCUCAAAUCAAGAGUCUUUCAGAAAAGCACACAGGUCAUAGGAAAACCAAUACUCAAGUCUGUAAAGGUAGAGACGUGUAAGCAGCCAGCUUCCCCACACCUGCGGACUCCCCGCUAACUUCAGCGUCUUCCAAACCUUUUACAGAUAUGUUUGAAAUGCUCAGCUUCGAGAUUCUAAGUCUCAUCAACCUCAGAGACUUGUGAGCGGUCGGCCCCCAUCUUUUUAAAGUUAAUAUUAUAUUUUUUUUAAUGAAUGGCUUUUAUUUGGGGUUAUUUGGCAAUUCUACACAUGUGUAUGAUAUACUUUGACGUACCUGACCCCCACUCCCACUCUCCCCCCCCCCAGCACUCCCCCCAGCUGUCUCCACCUCAUCUUCUUGCCCUCUCUGCUCUAUUUUGUAACUGUUGAGUCUAGGGCUGCCUGCCACAAAGUUGCUGGCGCCCUUGGCUUGAUCUUGUGGGAGGGAGCUCAUGAGUGCAGAGUCUGCGUCCUGUCCAGAAGACAGCAUCUCACAGCUCUUCUCCAGCCCCUGGAUCUCACAGUCUUUCCUUCUGCAUCUCAAGCACUAUUCCCUGUGCCACAGGAAGCGGAUAUAAACGUCCGGUCUGGGGCUGAGCACUCUGUAGUCAUGUAUUCUCACGUUUAUCAGCCACGAGUCUCUGCAUUGCUAAACUGGGGCUUAAUCAUGUCUGUUUUCAGUACCCCGGCUAAAGAAACGGCCCCUAUAGGGGCUGACCUUAGGGAAAUAUGCAGAAACUGUAUGAUAGCUCUUAAAUUUUCCGCUAGGAGCCAGAUUUGGUGUAUGCUCCUGUAUCCCAGCUCUUGAAAGCCAAGACAGGAAGAUCAUGAGCUCAAAACCCGCACAGGGAACAUAGCAAGAGCGCGUGUCCGAACAACAAAACUCACUCAAGGGAAUAACACUCUUCAUUUCCACUCUGCCAUGAGCCAGGGUAAGUUCUGAGACAAGCAGGUGUCUGUGGUCAUCAAUGAACUAUCCUGUCACAGGAGGAAGACAGUGGACACUUCAAAGAAGUAAUUCAAUAGACUACCAAGGUGCCUGACAUCCAAGUCUCUGUCACUGGGUGGAUUGUAUGAAUAGACCUGUUGAUGUGCAAUUUUGUUCUAUUCCUGAUUAUAAGACUGUAAAACAUUAGUCCUCAGUCAGAAAGCCAUGUGAGGGCCAACCAGGAAGGACACUGGAUGCCCACUGAGGCAGGGGUGGCUUUCAUUGGCUCCCCCAUCAAUCAACAAGACACUAGCAUCAGGAAUGCUCGACGGACGACAAUGUUCUGGGGGUAUCAGUAGAACUCCCUUUAAAGAAGUCAGCAUCGACUACGUCGCAGAGAUGCCUGAGGAAAACCCGAGCCAAAGAGCAACUCAAAAGGAAGAGACUCAGCAGGGAAAAGGUUACUCAAUACCUUAACAGGCAUAUUCUGCUUCCCCUUCUGAUCUUGUACAAGAGCAAUUAAAAAAUAAUCUAUGUCUUAA